Messenger RNA from Bipolaris sorokiniana ND90Pr, 615 nucleotides. RefSeq lists its product as uncharacterized. Lineage: Eukaryota; Fungi; Ascomycota; Dothideomycetes; Pleosporales; Pleosporaceae. Bases 118 to 351 code for a protein of 77 amino acids. The transcript is spliced from 3 exons. The record is from RefSeq and is a predicted model, not a curated record.
AAAUAUCUCGCAGCGACAGUUGGGCUUCAUUUGGGCAACCUUCCAUCUUUGGUCACUCUCGAAAACCAAAUCUGCACUCACACAGUCAGCCACUAAUUACCAUUAGGAUAACACAAGAUGGGCAACGGAGCCAAAGCACAGCAGAAGCGUGACCGCAAGGGCGACGCAGGCCCCAAAGAAGCCAAGAGUCAACUGAAGGCCAAUGCCGCCGCCCAAACCAUCAAGUGCAAAACCUGCUUCCAGACCUUUCAGGGCACCACGAGCCGCAAGAUGUUGACCGAUCACGCUUCCAACAAGCACAGCAAAGACUUUGGUGACUGCUUCAAUGCCGAUGAGGGUGUUGUGAAAUAAACGGCCCGCACUCCGGUCGAACGACCGGACUCACGAGUGAACGAGAACGAUCACACACUUUCCACCAUUUAUGCGAGCAUGAGAUACCAUAAGCGAGGAGUUGAAGAAGGGGACGAGCAUUUAUGGCGAAAUGAAUGAGACUUAUUGUAUAGGCGUAGGGUGUGGAAUUCAAAACAUUGAUCUUUGACCUUUGAUUGCUCAUGGUUCUGAGAAUGCGCCAUUUGUUGUCGCUGAUUUAUCCGUGUCUUGUUUAUUAAUUGUGGC